This is a messenger RNA of Cynocephalus volans (Philippine flying lemur), 975 nucleotides long. Its product is annotated as olfactory receptor 4K1. The record is from RefSeq and is a predicted model, not a curated record. Lineage: Eukaryota; Metazoa; Chordata; Mammalia; Dermoptera; Cynocephalidae. Gene Ontology annotation, cellular component: plasma membrane. Gene Ontology annotation, biological process: G protein-coupled receptor signaling pathway. Bases 1 to 975 code for a protein of 324 amino acids. The transcript is spliced from 2 exons. Gene Ontology annotation, molecular function: olfactory receptor activity; G protein-coupled receptor activity.
AUGGCUCACACAAACAAAUCAGUGGUGUCUGAGUUUGUACUUUUGGGACUCUCUAAUUCGUGGGAACUUCAGCUUUUCCUUUUUGCCAUCUUCUCUGUAGUCUAUGUGACAUCAGUUCUAGGCAACAUCAUGAUUAUUGUUAUCAUUUCCUCUGACUCCCAUCUGAACUCACCUAUGUACUUCCUGCUCAGUAACCUUUCUUUCAUUGAUAUAUGUCAGUCUAACUUUGCCACCCCCAAGAUGCUUGUGGACUUUUUUGCUGAACACAAGACUAUAUCCUUUGAAGGCUGCAUGGCCCAGAUAUUCCUUCUUCAUAGUUUUGUUGGGAGUGAGAUGAUGUUGCUUGUAGCUAUGGCGUAUGACAGAUUUAUAGCCAUAUGUAAGCCCCUGCACUAUAGUACAAUUAUGAACCGGAGGCUAUGUAUAAUUUUUGUGUCUAUUUCCUGGGCUGUGGGUAUUCUUCAUUCUGUGAGCCACUUGGCUUUUACAGUGGAUCUGCCAUUCUGUGGUCCUAAUGAGGUAGAUAGCUUCUUUUGUGACCUUCCCCUGGUGAUAGAGCUGGCGUGCAUUGACACAUAUGAAAUGGAAAUUAUGACUCUAACUAACAGUGGCCUGAUAUCCUUGAGCUGUUUUCUGGCUCUGAUUAUAUCCUACACCAUCAUUUUGGUCAUUGUCCGGCGCCGGUCCUCCAGUGGGUCAUCCAAGGCACUUUCUACAUUAACUGCCCACAUCACGGUGGUAAUUCUUUUCUUCGGGCCUUGCAUUUAUUUCUAUAUAUGGCCUUUCAGCAGACUUUCUGUAGAUAAAUUCCUUUCUGUCUUCUAUACUGUCUUCACUCCCAUUUUAAACCCAGUUAUUUACACGCUAAGGAACAAAGAAGUGAAGGCAGCUAUGUCAAAACUGAAGAGUCGAUAUCCGAAGCCUUGCCAGGUUUCUGCAGUCAUAAGAAAUGCUCUUUUCCUUGAAACAAAGUAA